AGCCUACAGUGGGGAAAAUGGUUGAAUCUGUUGAAAUACAGCAAAAAUUUCAAAUAUCACUACUUUUCUUCAAAAUGGCAGGCUGACAUGACAGAAUGCAUGGUUUUAUAUUCUAAUGGCAGUGAGAUUAAAAAAUUUGGUUUAAGUCACUGGGGCAUUUUUGGUCACAAACGUGGUUAGAGGGAGUAUCUGUUACUACAUAAAAAAUACUGAUGCAAUCGAAUCAAUCUUGUUGCUAAUCUUAACAUUUUUUUUUUAAAUAGAUAAUUGAACAUUCAGAUAAUUAAACUGGCAUUUAAAGGGUUAACCUGAAAAUUACUGAAUAUUUGACCCUUUUGAUCAGGAAACAAGUUGAUUGAGGGAUUCAAGCAAAAAAAAAAAGCAGAAAAAAAUAUUGAUGUAUGAGGAUUUCAUGGCAUAUUUUGUGCGUGUACAUUUUUGCCACAAAGGUGGUUAGAGGGAGUUUUUUUUGAGGAGGGCACAACUCCCCAACAUCUCAAGAAAAACUUACUUUUUUGCAGCCAGACAAUUUGCAUUCAACUAUUUUUCUCCUGCUCUUGUUUAAUUGCUGCUUUUUGUGCAUUAGUGUGACAUAAUGAAAAGGGCACCAGCUGCAUCCAGUGGAGUGCCAGUGUGCAGAAAGUCAUGAUACAUUUGGAGUGAAGCAAUUACAAACUCUGGUCUUGAUUUAAAAAUAAAAGAUAAGUUGUAUGUGUUUAUUUCUAUUGCAGUUCAUGUUUUGUCCACUGGAUAGGCACCCCAGCUUGACCUUUUUUACAGUUUGGGCAGUUUAAAGUUAAUCAGACAUUAUGAUCUGAAUCUCCGUUGACAGAAUCAGGAAGAGAGAAACCGGAGAGCCAUUCCAGCAUGGAGGGGAGGCGGGGUCUUCUCCUCAGCCUCAUCAUGGCUGCCUGUUUCUAUGGCAACGCCGCUCAGAUGACAGAAUGUGCCAGAGUCACAGUGGCUGACAUCGUCUUCCUGGUCGACGGCUCCUCCAGCAUCGGCAUCGAUAACUUUUCGAUGACCCGGGACUUUCUCAAAAGUGUCGUCACAGGCCUCGACAUUGGCCCUGACAAAGUUCGAAUCGGUUUGGCUCAGUACAGCGAUGAAACUCACCAGGAGUUCCUGCUGAAGGAUCACAUGGACAAGAGUUCCCUACUGCCCGCGUUGGAUGAAUUUCCCUACCGAACGGGGAACAGAUCUACGGGGAAGGCCAUGGAUUUCCUUGUGAAGCGAUACUUCACUGAAGAAGCGGGAAGCCGUGCCAGGAUGCGUGUGCCUCAGAUCGCUGUGGUCAUCACCAAUGGAGACUCUGGCGAUGAUGUUGUAGCACCUGCCAAGAGCCUGAGGCAACACGGAGUCCUAGUGUUUGGCAUCGGAGUGGGACAAGCCAACCUGAUGGAGCUCAAGGCCAUCGCCAACCAGCCAUCAGAGCGCUUCCUCUUCACCAUCGAUAGCUACCAGGCUCUGCAUAGGAUGACGGAGGGUCUGCUGCAAACUGUGUGCAUGUCUGUGGAGGAUCAGAGGCAAGCCAUAGAAGAGAAGUUUGCAGACAUUGUCUUCCUGGUGGACAGUGGUGUGAAAGUGCAAGAGUUCGUGCAGAUCAGGACCCUCCUCCUCCGACUCGUCUAUAAAAUGAAUUUUGGAGCGUCUGCCCACCGUCUGGGUUUGGCCCAGUAUGGUCGAGAUGUCCGGGUAGAAUUUCUCCUUAAAGCUCACCAAACCAAAGAGGACUACUUGAGAGCCAUCAGGGUUUUUCGCCAGCGCAGGCUGCAACUCAACGAAACUCGUUACCUGGGCAGAGCGCUGGAGUACGUCUAUGCCAAAUUUUUCACCAGUGAGGCAGGAAGUCGGGCAGACCAAGGUUACCAACAGCAUCUGGUUAUUGUGACUGGGAAAGAUUCAGAUGAUCCUGUGUAUAGGGCGUCACGUCUCAUUAAAUCAUCAGGAAUAAAUGUGGUGGGGAUGAGCACUGGUGCUUCAUUGUCGGAAUUGCCUAUCAUAGCUAAUCCAGCCUACAUAUACACAGGCAUCCCUACUGUUCCCACACUGAAGACUAUUUUUGAAGCAGAGAAAGUGGAGACAACAAUUACUGGAGAUUGCAAAGCAGCCAACGUGGCCGACAUUGUGUUCAUCGUUGACGAGUCGGGAAGCAUUGGAACAGCCAACUUCCAGAUGGUGCGUGCUUUCCUGCACUCGAUUGUGAGCGGCCUAGAGAUCAGCUGGGCCAAACUCCGAGUGGGCAUCGUGACGUACAGCGACAGGCCCUUGGCACAGGUCUACCUCGACAGCUUCAACGACAAGACUGAAUUGCUGACUUUCAUCGAUAUCCUGCCUUAUCAUGGAGGUGGUACGAAGACUGGAGCUGCCCUUAACUAUGCCAGGGAUAAUGUUUUCAUCAAGGCAAGAGGUAGCAGGAAAGAGCAGGGGGUCCAGCAGGUGGCGGUGGUGAUCACAGAUGGUGAAUCCCAGGAUGAUGUGAACACAGCAGCAGCUAAUCUCCAACGGGCUGGCGUUACCGUUUACGCUAUAGGAGUCAAAGAAGCCAGCAGGGACCAGCUUGACCAGAUGGCAUCCUAUCCCCACAAUAAGCACAUGUUUAUUGUGGACAAUUUUGAGAAGCUGAAAGGGUUGGCGCUGAGCCUGCAGAAGAGUCUGUGCCAUAACAUCAUUCAGCAGGCGAUCUCAGUCAGCAGAAGAUCUAGAAUCAAAGAAGGCUGCUUUCAAACCGAGGAAGCAGACAUCUUCUUCCUGAUUGACAACUCGGGAAGUAUAUACCCUGCUGACUUCCUGGACAUGAAAAAGUUCAUCAUUGAGUUUAUACAUACCUUCCAUCUUAGUCCAGAGCAUGUCCGCAUUGGGGUUGUAAAAUACGCAGAUUCACCACAAUUAGAAUUUGAUCUGGCACGAUAUUCAGAUACCAAGUCACUGGAGAAGGCCAUAGAGGAUAUAAAACAAAUAGGAGGAGGCACAGAGAUAGGAAGGGCACUGGAAUACAUGGGCCCACUCUUUGAUAGAGCAGUGGUCACUCCUGAUCACAAAGUCCCAGAGUACCUGGUGUUCAUCACUGAUGGGAAGUCCUCUGACCAGGUCAAGGUUCCCGCAGAAAAACUGAGGGCCCAAGGAAUCAUCGUCUAUGCCAUCGGUGUGAAGAGUGCAGAUCGAGACGAGCUGGAAGAGAUUUCAGGAAACCCCAAGAGGACUUUCUUUGUCAAUAAUUUUGACGCUCUGAGGUCCAUCAAGGAUGACAUCAUCACAGACAUCUGUUCUCAAGACGUUUGCAAAGAUAUACCAGGCGACCUCCUCUUCUUGGUUGACAGCUCUGGAAGUAUCAUGCCUGAAGACUACCAGACGAUGAAGGACUUCAUGAAAUCUGUGAUCAGCAGGUCCAUGAUUGGGCGGGAUGAGGUGCACGUUGGUGUCAUGCAGUUCAGCUCCAUCCAACAACUUGAGUUCCCGUUCAACCGCUACUACAGCAAAGAUGAAAUAUUGAGUGCCAUCGACGACAUGAGACAGAUCGGUGGAGGCACUACCACAGGUGCAGCCAUCACAGCGCUGUCGCAGUACUUUGAUCCAGACCAAGGAGGACGUCCUGACAUGAGGCAGAGGCUGGUUGUGAUAACAGACGGUGAAUCCCAAGACGAGGUCAAGGCUCCUGCUGCAGCUCUCAGGGCAAAGGGAGUGGUGGUCUUUGCCAUCGGAGUGAUGGAGGCCAACACCACCCAGCUGCUGGAGAUCAGUGGCUCACCAGAACGGAUGUAUGCUGAGAGGGACUUUGAUACUCUGAAGGACUUGGAGAGUCAUUUGGCCUUGGAGCUCUGUGAUCCAGAGAGAGAAUGUAAGAAGACACAAAAAGCUGACAUCAUCUUCCUGGUUGACAGCUCCACAAGUAUCACGCUGGAAAAGUUCAGAAGCAUGCAGAACUUUAUGAAGUCUGUGGUGAAUGAAACCAUAGUUGGCAAGGAACUGACCCGCUUUGGGGUCAUCCUCUACUCAACCAACCCCCAAUCUACUUUUACUCUGAAACAGUAUGACUCCAAACGACAAGUUCUCAAAGCAAUAGACGCACUGAAGUUGCCGUUCGGAGACACCUACACCGGCUGGGCUCUGGCCUGCACUUUAGACCACUUUAAUCAAGAUAAUGGAGGUCGGGCGGCUCUCCGGGUGCCACAGAUUCUCAUGGUGAUCACAAAUGGGGAUGUGACCGACCGCAACAGUCUGGUUGCACCAUCAGUGGCACUGUGGGACAACGGUAUCACCGUCUUCAGUAUUGGAGUGGAAGGAGCCAGCAAGACACAGCUGGAGGUCAUGGCUGGUGGCGACAAAUCCAAAGUGUUCUAUGUGGACAAUUUCAAGGCCCUGGAAAAUCUGUACAGGAAUGUAACUCAUGUCCUCUGCAAUUCCACAAAGCCAGAUCUGUGGGAUGGAGACAUUAGACUCAUUGAUGCUGGAAUUCCCAUUUUCACUGAAAAGGUAGGAGGAAACAUCACCCAUGCGUGUGCCUUCUUCUCUCUUUCUGGAAGCAGGAAGAUCUUCUGUAAGGAGGAAUGUGAAGAAAAAGACAUUCUCGUUGAAACAACUGGCGACAGAGCUCAGAGCGGCAGAUACGACAUUAGAUACGAAGGAGAAGUGUAUGAAUCAUCUUCAUUUCUGUAUGUGAGCAUCACAAACCUGACCAAGUCUGACUCGGGGCGCUACAGAUGUAGAGUGGGCAGAGAGUUGUCUCCAGGUUCAGACCAGCACUUUGAGAUCAGAGUUGAAGAUACUCCAACAACUUGCCAACCUUUUCCAGCAUCAACCUCCAGACCGAUGACUGCAGCCACAGUUGUGCAGCUGUCUGUUCGUCUGACUCUGUUCGUCAUCUUCAUGGUAUCAUCAGCAGCUGUGCUGAUAUUCUGCAGGAGGAGGGCCAGUAAAGCUGAAGAUCCUCCUGUGGAAGCAGAGUAUCUUAAUGUCACUGAGGCCAACCCAGUGCACGAGGAGCUCGGAGAGGACAGACGGAGCAGAUCUCCUCCUGAAGAAAUAUCUGCAGGUCACAAUUUAACCUGCAGCCAGUUUGCAGAAGACAGUGUGUAAAAACUGUGGUAGGUGGACUCGGAGCCACGAGUCCGUCAGAUUCUUCUUGAUAAUGUUUGAACCCAUAAGCGUUUGUGGUUUUGAGGAGGAAGUUAUGAAUGUUUAGUGAGAAAGAGGAAGGAAAAGCUGAUGCACAUAUUUUAUCGACUUGCUUUUAUCAGAAGUCACUGUUUUUUUUUUUUUUUAACUAAUAUGUCAUCAGUCAUUCUUUUUAAUCUGUUUACUGAUCUUUAAUCUAUUUCUGUUUUAAAUUCCUCUGAUGUAAUGUUGCCUUCUUCUUGAUUGAUUUUAUUCCAUAUUUUUAUUUCCAUGUUUUUUGUGAUGUUGUCAUGUUAAGUACUCAGGUUUUUAUAUUAUCUGUUCUGACUUCUUGUUUUUACUGUAGACACUGUAGACGAGGCUUCCAUGUGUUUGGCUUGACGCUUGAGCGGAUAGAUUUGCAGAUACAGCUCUAUGCAGAAUUGAUGAUUACGUGACAAAACAGGCCAGUUUUAUUUUGUUUUCAUCAAAUGAUUUUACAGUGUGACCUCUUUUUCCAGCAGGGGAGACAAAGAAAACAUAAAGGUGUAAAAAAGUAUUUUUAAAUAUCAGCCUAUUUACCCUGUGAAUUGUAUAGUGGAGACAAAAAUAUGUUGAUGUUGAAAAGUUAAUUCUCUUGUAAAAAUACAGAAUAAAUAAAAGUUUUUCCAACAGAAGGAAA
Molecule: messenger RNA, 5776 nt
Organism: Acanthopagrus latus (yellowfin seabream)
Lineage: Eukaryota; Metazoa; Chordata; Actinopteri; Spariformes; Sparidae
Product: collagen alpha-4(VI) chain-like
Exons: 13
Coding region: 868-5076 (1402 amino acids)
Source: RefSeq, a predicted model, not a curated record